ACGUCGCUUCAUUGUAAGAUGGCGCUCUGAAGAGAACGAACGUACAGAAAAAUCGCUCGCGCCGUCCUUCGUUUCAACUACGGUUGUGUGUGAAAAGCCAACUGCCACUGCUAGGAAGACUGCUCGCGCGCACUAUUCAGCCGCGAUCAAAACAAUAACAAGUGUGUCGGGCCGGGUAGCGGAUUACGCGCGUUCCGGAUCUCGGUGUGUCCCCGCGGACAAGUGCGUGUGUUCCGUCGCGAAGUGAAAUUUUUCCGAGGUCACGCAGCCAAUCCAAAAUGGCGUCCGGUCGCGAGUGGUGAAUUUUUUUCGCAACGGUGAAAAUUGUUUUUCUCGGCACGGGUGCGGAUUUCCGGACGGAUUUUGCCGGUUUUCGAUGUGUGGUGGCCGGGGCCAUUUUCCGGACGUGACCCCCCUCGGCUGGAACCUGCUUUAGGUGGGGUUUUGCAGCAAAAACACCUUCCAAAUCGACAUGAGUCAGCAGUCCAAGGAGGACAAGAGCGACUCGGAGAACGAGUCGAGCAACGACAGCAAGAGCGAGUCCGGCUCGUCGGACUCGGAGAGCGAGAGCGGAUCCGGCUCGUCGAGUUCCAGCUCGAGCGACAAUGAGGGCGACACCACGGGCGGAACGGCCGCGGACAGCAGCGGCGUCAACACGUCCGCUGCCAACGACAACGCGCAGGAUGGGACGAAGCCGGAGGAGAACGGAAACGACCACCAGGGUGGUUCUGAUGCGGAGCAGGAGGAGGACCAGAGCGAGUCGGUCAGCCGGACGCAGAUAAACAAUAGCGAAGAGACGAAUGAUAAGUCGAGGAGCAGCGCGCAGACCGGCGGUUCCGGAACGGACGAUAGCGAUGACGACGAUGCCGAUCGGAGCCAGGAGAACAACCACAACAAUAACAACAACAGUGGAACCAACAACAAUAGCGACUCGGAGGACAGCGGAAAGCCGAGCAACGCUAGCCAGAGUCAGGAGGACGAUGACGAUGAUGACGAUGGGUCGGCCAGUCAUCAGUCGGAGGAUGAGGAGCAUUCGUCUAAAAGUAGCUACGAUGAUGAGGACUACGCGGCCAACAAGCGACGGAACAAUGCCCGGAAGAAGGCUGCGGCGGCGCAAGCCCGGCGAAAGGGUGGCUCAAGCAGUGCGGCACCUGCCAAGAAGAAGAAGAAGAGCAGCAGCAAUCGCUGGAAGUCGGACUCUUCGGAGGAGAGCGAAGAUGCCAGCGACCAGGACAGUUCCGAUGAGGAUGCCAGCUACGGGGCGGCUCGGAAGGCCGCACCGAAGAAACGGGCCGCUCCGGCGCCCAAAGCAAAGCCAAAGCCCACGAAGAAGAAGCGUGCGGCGGCGUACUCGUCGGACAGCGGUUCCGACGGGGAACAGUCCCGGCAGGGUCGAAGCCGGCGGGCAACGGCCGUCAGUUACAAGGAGGCGAGCGGGGAUGAAGCGACCGACAGUGACGAUCUGCUCGAGGUCGAUCCGGAAGCGGAGGAGGCAGCUGCUGCGGCGGCCGCUGAGGAGGAAAAGUCUGAAACGAUCGAGCGGAUCCUGGAGCAGCGUGUGGGGCGGAAGAGCGCUACCGGAGCCGGUACGACGUGCUAUUCGGUGGAGGAGAGUGGCGAUCCGAACGAGGGCUUUAGCGAACGCGCCGACUCGGAGAACGCCGAGCAGCAGUACUUGAUCAAGUGGACGGGGUGGUCGUAUCUGCACUGUACGUGGGAGUCGGAGGAAACGCUGAAGGAGCAGCGCGUCAAAGGGAUGAAGAAGCUGGAGAAUUAUAUUAAACGCGAGCAUGACAUUGCGUUCUGGCGGAAGCAUCAGGCCGGGCCGGAGGACAUUGACUAUUACGAGUGUCAGCAGGAGCUGCAGCACGACCUGCUCAAGAGUUACUACAACGUGGAGCGGGUGAUUGCGCAGGUUGAGAAGCCCGAGGGGGGAUUGGAUUAUCUGUGCAAGUGGGAAUCGCUGCCGUACGCGGACUCGACCUGGGAGGAUGCCAGUUUGAUUGUGAAGAAGUGGGAGCGCAAGGUGGAGGAGUUCCGAGAGCGAGAGGAUAGUCGGAGGACGCCGUCCAAGCAUUGUAAGGCCAUUCGGAGUCGACCCAAGUUCCACCACUUGAAGGCUCAACCGGACUAUUUGGGCGUGGAUCGAGGGCUGAAGCUGCGCGACUACCAGAUGGAUGGGUUGAACUGGUUGAUUCUGACCUGGUGCAAGGAAAACUCCGUCAUCUUGGCCGAUGAAAUGGGUUUGGGUAAAACCAUUCAGACGAUUUGCUUCCUGUACUAUCUGUUCAAGGCGCAGCAACUGUACGGGCCGUUUUUGUGCGUUGUUCCGCUGAGUACGAUGACCGCGUGGCAGCGAGAAUUUGCCAUCUGGGCACCGGAGAUGAACGUGGUGACGUACUUGGGAGAUGUGCCCUCGCGUGAGAUUAUCCGGCAGUACGAGUGGUGCUUCUCGAACCAGAAGCUCAAGUUCAACGCCAUCCUGACGACGUACGAAAUUCUGCUCAAGGACAAAACCUUCCUCGGAAGCCUCAGCUGGGCGGCGCUGCUCGUCGACGAAGCGCAUCGGUUGAAGAACGACGACUCGUUGCUGUACAAGGCGCUGAAGGAGUUUGACACGAAUUACCGGUUGCUGAUUACGGGAACGCCGCUGCAAAACUCGCUCAAAGAGCUGUGGGCGCUGCUGCACUUUAUCAUGCCGGAUCGGUUCGAGUCGUGGGACGCGUUUGACCGGCUGUACGGCCAAACGACCAACGACAAGUCGUACUGCAAGCUGCACAAAGAGCUCGAACCGUACAUUCUGCGGCGCAUCAAGAAGGACGUCGAGAAGAGUCUUCCGGCCAAGGUGGAGCAGAUUCUGCGCGUCGAAAUGACCUCCAUCCAGCGGCAGUACUACCGGUGGAUCCUCACCAAGAACUUUGACGCGCUGCGCAAGGGCAUGAAGGGUUCCAUCAACACAUUCCUCAACAUUGUGAUCGAGCUGAAAAAGUGCUGCAACCAUGCGCUGUUGACCCGGCCCACGGAGUUUGAAACGCAAACCAACCAGGACGAAGUGGUCGUUCAGCUGCUGAAAGGGUCCGGCAAGCUGGUAUUGCUGGACAAGCUGCUCUGCCGGCUGAAGGAAACCGGCCACCGGGUGCUGAUCUUCUCCCAGAUGGUGCGCAUGUUGGACAUCCUCGCGGAGUACCUGCAGAAGCGGCACUUUUCGUUCCAGCGGUUGGACGGUAGCAUUAAGGGUGAGCUGAGAAAGCAAGCGUUGGAUCACUUUAACGCGGAAGGUUCGACCGACUUCUGCUUUCUGCUGUCGACGCGAGCCGGCGGGUUGGGCAUCAAUUUGGCCACCGCCGACACCGUCAUCAUCUUCGACUCGGAUUGGAACCCGCAGAACGAUCUGCAGGCCCAGGCACGAGCGCAUCGAAUCGGUCAGAAGAACCAGGUCAACAUUUACCGACUCGUUACGGCCAAAUCCGUCGAGGAGGACAUUGUAGAGCGAGCGAAGAAGAAGAUGGUGCUCGACCACCUGGUCAUCCAGCGGAUGGACACGACGGGGCGAACCGUGCUGGACAAGAACGGCGCCAACAACACGGCGAAUCCCUUCAACAAGGACGAACUGUCGGCGAUUCUGAAGUUUGGCGCUGAGGAGUUGUUCAAGGAGGACGAAGACGGAGACGACGAGUUGGUUUGUGAUAUCGAUGAGAUUUUGAAGCGGGCGGAGACGCGGGACGAAGCGCCGGAAAUGCCCGGCGAUGCGCUGCUGUCGGCGUUCAACGUCACGACGUUCGAUUUUGACGAGGAGAAGGAAACGCAGGCGAUUCGGAAACCUACCGCGGCGAAAGCUCCGGUGAAUGCCGCAGAUCAGGAGGACACGAAAGACUGGGACGAUAUCAUCCCGACAAACUUCCGGGAGCUGGUUGAAGCUGAAGAGAGGAAUAAGGAGUUGAGUGAUUUGUACUUGCCGCCUCGGCGGAAGACGCUCCAGCAGCUGAACCAAGCGAACGAAGAGGGAGGGGCGGGUGCUGGUGUGAAGAAGCGGAAGAAGCGCCAGGCCGAAGAGGACAGUGACGAGGAGGAGUCGGACGGGAGUGACGACGGGAAGGCCAGUAAGAAAUCGUCGAGUAGGGGACGACCUUCGAACAAGGAGAAGAUUGGAGGGUUUAACGACACGGAGCUGCGGCGGUUCAUCAAGAGCUACAAAAAGUUUCCGGUGCCGUUGAAGCGACUGGAGGCGAUCGCGAUGGACGCGGAACUGCAGGAGAAGCCACUGUCAGAUUUGAAACGGGUCGCGGAGCUGCUGCAGGAGCGUUGCGUUCAGUUUAUGGAACACUCGAAGGAAAACGAUGAAAAGGAGAAGAACGCCUCGGCGGAAGAAAAGGGAAACAAGCGAGGUCCGCGGGCAGCGUUUUCGAUCCGCUUCGGCGGGGUGUCGUUCAACGUGAAAACGCUGUUGCAGUGCGUGGAGGAGUUGGCUCCGUUGGACGAGUUUCUGCCGGCGGACGCGGACGAACGUGCCCGGUGGGUGCUGAACAUCAAGACGCGCCCGGCGAACUUUGACUGCGAGUGGAACAAUGAAGACGAUUCAAGGUUGCUGCGAGGAAUCUACCAGUUUGGCAUUGGUUCGUGGGAGGCGAUGAAGAUGGAGGAUUCGCUUGCGCUCGGCGAUAAGAUCUUGCUGAACGACGUCGAGAAGAAGCCGCAGGCGAAGCAUCUGCAGUCGCGGGCCGAGUACUUGCUGAAGAUUAUCCGGAAGAAUCUCGAGCUGAAGAAGGGCAACGGGAAGAAGCAGCGCAAGCCGAGAAAGCCGCGGGAGGGGAAGACGGCGAUAUCGGCGGCGAUUGUCCACUCGCCGGUGCACUCGGCCAAGGAUGAUGGGGAGGAGGGUUCGUCGAACGAGACGGCGGCCGUGGAGACGUCAAAGGCCAAGUCGAAGAAGGUCUCCGAGUCGGAUGCGCACCAUCACGAGCACGACGCCAGUUCAAACGGACCGAAGGAAGAGCACCAUCACCCGCACAAGGAGAAGAAGGAGAGGAAAAAGAAGGAAAAGACGAAAGAGGGCAAAAAGAGCAAGAAGAAGAACACCGGGCCGAUGCAUUUUACCGCGAACAACGAACCUGCGCAGCUGAACAUCAUCGGUGAUCUGGAUCCGAGCGUGUUCAACGAGUGCAAAGAGAAGAUGCGACCGGUAAAGAAGGCGCUCAAGACGCUCGACAAUCCGGACCAGACGCUGCCACCACAGGAACAGGUCAACCAGACGAGGGCCUGUCUGCUCGCGAUCGGCAACCAAAUCAACCAGUGCUUGACGGCGUUCAAAGAUCCGGAGAAGAUCAAGGAGUGGCGCAGCAAUCUGUGGUACUUUGUGUCCAAGUUUACCGAGUUCGACGCCAAGAAGCUGUUCAAGCUGUACAAACAUGCGCUGAAGCGAAGCGAGGGCGAAGAAUCGGGCGCGGCGGCCGGAGGAAGUUCGGAGAAGAAGAAGGACCAUCACCACCACCAUCAUCAUCACCACUCGAAGGAGGGUGGCGGAAGUGCGCAAAACUCCCCCGUCAAGGACAAGUCGGCGAAGAACGUGCCGGGAACGCCACAGGCGUUGCAAACGCUCGGCAAAAUCAAGAAGAUCUCCAAGAAGGACAACGGAAGCCAGAAGGUCAGCAUGGAGGUUUCGACGCCGUUGGCCGACCGCGAGAAGGAGAAGGUUCCGAUCGAGAGGCGCGAGCGCAAGGAGAAGAAGCGACAUCACCAGGGCGCGACGGGAACGCCGGAUCGGGGGGCGGCUUCCGGGGACGAUCACCGGAAGGAGCAGCGAGAUCGAUAUCUUGGGCAGGACGGUGGUGGUGCGGGUAGUGAAGAGGACGGUUCUCAUGGCGCCAAGCGUAAGCUCGAGGACGGGGAGCUGGCGGAUGAGAACAGCAAGGAGUACAAGCGGCUGCACGGUGGCGGUGAUGGACGCAACAAUCGCGAUCGGGACAACAAGUGGGACGAGUACGGUGAGCGGGGACGGGGCGGCAUGGGACGCAACAGUGGUGGAAUGCCGCGUGGUGCCGGAAUGUUCCCCGAAGGACGUGGACCGUACCCGGAUGACCGGUGGAGUGGUCGUGAUAGGUUCAGUGACCACAAACGGGACCGAUACGACGGCUACCAUCGGAAUGCACCCCCCGGAGGUUACCACCGGGAUCACCGAGACCGUGACCGGGGUGACCGUUCCUACAAGGACAAGCGAAGAUAUCCACCCGGUGGAGGUUCCGGCUAUUACGGGAUGCCACCCGGAGGAGGAGGAGGCGCCCCCGGUGGUUACUACCCGCCUGGCGACAGCGGUUCCUACCGCUACGGAGCUUCCGGCGGUGGUGGCCCCGGCGGAGCGGACUUUAUGGACUAUCGAGACGGAGGAGGACGCGGACCGGGCCGAGGAGGAGGCGGCGGCGACUACGAAGGACGAAGGCAACCGCCUCCGCCGCCGGCCAACCCGUAGAGACGACUAUAUCGAAUCGGAAAUAUAGUGCUGUGUGUAGUAGUUGUACAGAACAGAGAAAACAAAGCAAUUGCUGGCAACACUGCCAGCGAAGUGUGUUCCACUUGGUUAAAUUAAAUUAUGCGUUUUCUAAUUUUAUUAAGUCGCCACCAAUUUAGUGAGAGAUAAAUUAACAAAAUCAACCAACAAAGAUGCUCAGUUUGUCAUUAGUUUUUGAUAAGUUUCCGCGAGAUGUGUGGCGCGUGCGCGUUUGUCAUUUUUGAUACCUCAACUUUCGUCCCCGUAUUUUGUUUUUAAGCUGAUAACGGAUAAUAUCCGCUAGAGAAGAAAGCAUUUUAUUUCUACGCAGUCACGCACGCGCACACUCUCAAACACAUACACACACAAUCUGAUAAGCUGUAAAUAUAGUUUGUAUUUUCCAACCGACCGAAAAACCAGCAGUACUUUAGUGUGUACAGAACAAGCAUUCGUAUUCGCAUGAACGAACAACGUAAUCUUAAAAAAACACAGCAGAUUCUCUAGCCUAAACUCAUCAUAAUUGUAGUGCAAGCAAACCCCGAAGCAAGAGGUCAGUGAGUGUAUAAAUUACUAAAACAAGAUUGCGAAAGACUGGCAACUGUCGUUCUUAAGGCUAGGGCAAAGUAGGUUUGUAGAAAUAUUUUAAUUUAUAUACCACAAAAACUGAAAAAGAAAAAGAAAAACAACUAAUUGUCGAUAGAAAAGUCUAUUUUUACCUAAACAGAAAGAAACAAGCGAACAAGAUUAAAAAUCAACUUGAAAAAUUAAAUCCAACCUUGCAAGCAGUUUAGAGUGUAAAUCUCCUUAAAAAGAAAACAAACAAAUAAGCAAGUAACUCCUAUCUACCACAAAACUUAUUAAUUUCUGGUUCCUGAAAAAGGUCACAAAAUGAAAAUAGUGAGGUGAAAAUUACUUUGUGAUUCUCAAAACAACCGAUUUGGGUAAAAAAAAAGAAA
Molecule: messenger RNA, 7437 nt
Organism: Culex pipiens pallens (northern house mosquito)
Lineage: Eukaryota; Metazoa; Arthropoda; Insecta; Diptera; Culicidae
Gene: Chd1
Product: chromodomain-helicase-DNA-binding protein 1
Exons: 7
Coding region: 473-6463 (1996 amino acids)
Biological process (GO): regulation of transcription by RNA polymerase II; nucleosome organization
Cellular component (GO): nucleus; chromatin
Molecular function (GO): ATP-dependent chromatin remodeler activity; chromatin binding; ATP hydrolysis activity
Source: RefSeq, a predicted model, not a curated record